Enterobius vermicularis (human pinworm) is the source of this 1116-nucleotide messenger RNA. The record is from the annotation of a GenBank genome assembly. NCBI's taxonomy places the organism in Eukaryota, Metazoa, Nematoda, Chromadorea, Rhabditida, Oxyuridae.
CUCCAAUGUUCAAUAUCACGAGGAGUGCGUUUAUUAUGGGAACACAGUCCACCCCUACCUCAACAAAUACAUGUUUUUAUUGCUUUAUGCCAUUUAGUUGCCCAGCAAAUCAUGAUUGCCCAACUGUAUCGCAACUCGCCGGUCAGUUCAGAAAGUUCACUGAAUACGGAAUUAGAUUUUUUAUAUCAACGCGAAUCUCAACUUCGUUUAAAUCUGCCAAAGGAUGAUACAGGUUUACGUGGUUUCAGUGGGAGAUUUCGUGACCUUGUUUACGCUCCUGUGGCAGCAAAAGUUCUUCCAGUUCUAAUGAAUUUCUGUUUGUUUGGCAUUCCGUUGGAAUUCGUGAAUCUCAUAGUUGCACUAUUUGCCUAUUGUUGCUGUUAUUCUUCCGUGUUCUGGCGUGUUAGCAAGUCUUUUAGCUUUUUAUUUUCACUUCAUCUAAUCAUUCACAGUGUUACAUUGAUUUGGACUUAUCUUGGGUUCAGUGUCCUGUAUCGAAUUCAGGAGAUCAAUUAUAAAAGUUUUCUUUUUUCAGGCCAAUACUUAUCAUUUUCAAAGCAUUUAUUCAUUUUUCGUCCAGAAGCAAUAAUUGCAAUGUUUGUAAGCACGGUGGUUCUGAUGAGUACUGCCCCAAUUGCUAUGUAUACGUACGGGUAUAACAAAUUUAUGGUUAGCACCCAUAUUUUUAGAUAUGCUCCGCACAUAAUCGCAAUUUUACUUCUCAUAUUUAUUGUUGCCGUUAAAGCACCAACAAUUUAUGCCUUAAUGGUACUCUAUCAGCACGACAGUAAAGCUCUUCUAGCUACAUGUAUUGUAAUAGAUAUUACCUAUUUGUUUUCCUGGAUAAUAUUUUGGUUAAUUUUAACGUUGAAGAGAGAAUGGAAAUACAAAGUACUUCACGAUAUUGGUGAAAUCAUAUCGCUACAGGUCUUUUUCAUUAGAUUUGAUUAUUUUUUUCUUCUUUUUUUCCCACCUUUUUAUGUCACCGAUGAUCACAUUGCUAAGCAAGCAAUUCUUCGGCAUAUACAAAAAAUUGCACCGGACUGUGCUAACGAGGAGGUUUACUGGUUAAGUGCUAACGCCCACUCACCUGUACGGUAUGUUUUUUUUAAUUGA